Molecule: messenger RNA, 1976 nt
Organism: Syngnathus acus (greater pipefish)
Lineage: Eukaryota; Metazoa; Chordata; Actinopteri; Syngnathiformes; Syngnathidae
Product: glycogen synthase kinase binding protein
Exons: 1
Coding region: 115-624 (169 amino acids)
Cellular component (GO): cytoplasm
Source: RefSeq, a predicted model, not a curated record
CGGUGCUUGUUGGAGGUUGGCGGCGUGGCGAGAGCGAGGAGCGGUGUGUGGAGCGGUUCCACUCUCAUUCAUCCUCAACAACAACAACAACACCACCACUCACCGGCGCUCACCAUGCCUUGUCGAAAGGAAAACUACAUCUUCCUGGAGCAGUCCGUCACCGUCGACUCCAAAGAGGUGGACGCGUUGGUGACGAGAAUCGGCGAGGCACUGCAGCUCCACAACAAUAGCGGCAACCAUGCGAAGAAGGCUGCCUGCUUGCACGGACUCACCACCGGCGUGGGGAGUGUGGUCAACCCGGCGGGGGUCGGCGGCGGUGGAGUAGGAGGCACCAUCGCCACGGGCGCGCCGGUUCCGAAACGGCAAGGCUGCUGCAUCCGUCUGAGAAACCGCGGCAGCAGCCGGGCGAGCCCUUACCACAUCCCCGGCUCGAGCGACCAGGAGUGGGACCAAAUUAAACCGUGGAACAAAAAAAGGCUGCACGCCGACGAGGACGACCCGCAUCGUCUCCUCCAGGAGCUCAUCCUGUCUGGCAAUCUGAUCAAAGAAGCCGUAAAGCGGCUGCAGUUCUCCGCGGCGGACUGUGGAGAUUUCCCCAAGGCAGCGGACAACGUGCCGUGCUGACGAGACUUCAAACACGGCUCUUCCCACCCUCUCCGUGACUCUCUCUCCCUUUGACUUUCAAGUUCAAGUCGACGAAACUGCUAGCUGAGUUUUCACCUCCUAUUUCCAUCCACGUCCCCCUUUUUAGUUGACCUGGAACAUUGGCUCCGUUGCGUCAACGGCAGGCGGUUAGCUUGCCAGUUAGCCGCCCGGCUAAUCAGCCGUGUUGUUUAUGUUUGAAAAUUUCAACUCAAGUGCAGCGGUGGGGGGGUCGAAGGGGCUACGAACAAUCGGAAAUUUGCUCUUUUUCGUCGACAUCACCCCUUUCUUCUCAGAUGAAUGAAAUUUCACGUGGGGGCUUUUUGUGUGUCAUUUUAAGAGUAAGAUGGACGCCAUUUUCAAGACGACUCAUAAAGCCCCCCCCACGUAAACACGUUUUUUUGUUUUCUCCCACCUUCUCCUUUAAUCUGUUGUCGUUUGGGUGCCUGGGAUACAAACUACUAGCUUCGUUCACUCCCCACAUUCAUGAACUCUAUCGUGGAGGAGAGUUAAGUUCCUUCAGUGUUUGUGUGUGGCCAUUUUGUUUACACUCGGAGACAGGAAGCAAAUGUGUACCUUUGAUUACUUGUUUCACCCUCAGUUUGACUUCCCUCUCGGAGCAGCUACUCUCACCACCAAAAACCUCAUCAAAAACACCAUCUGUGUUAUUUUUCUAAAGCAGUUUAUCUACACAACACGGUAGAUUUGUGGUUAGCGCCACUGCCUUGCAGUUUUGCGGUACAGGGGUUCAAAUCCCGGCUUCCGGUUUCCUCCCACAUUCCAAGUGACUUGUUCAAAUCAUUGAAGAGUCUUACAAUUGUCUGAGACUGGUAACCAGUCCGGGUUGUUUCCCAGGGAUCGGCUCCAGCUCACCCUUGGUCCUUAUGAGGAGUAUCGGAAGUUUUUUUUUUUUUUUUUCUAUACCAAGCAAUGUGACAACAAAAAGUCUCUUGUGGUUGGAAGCUUCUAGGUGUCCUCUGAAAGGGGAUCCUGGUGGGCAAAUAUGCAAGAUAGUGGGGGUGCAGGGAGGCAUGUGAAAGCAAGGCCAUUUCCCACAGGGCUUACUAUUACAUGGGUCUGUUUGUUUGCUUGUAAAAGGGGGAAGUGUGUGGUCGACGGUCACAUGACAACACUUUUGUGGUGCUCUUCACCUUUUGGGAAUUCCAAUGAGGAGUUCUAUUGUUGGUGUUUUUUUUUUUUGUAUUUGUGCUCUGUGUCAAGAAAAAUGCACAACUGCUUCGUAACGAAGUAUCUUGAUAAUGUUCCUGAGUAUUCAGGACCUCUUUUUUUUUUUUUUGGGGUUGUCUUAAUAAACACACUUUUGUUUUUCCAAA